GGGGGGGGGAUCUACAUGGUCUUCUCGGUCCUCGUCUCUAGCACGCGGUACUGAGGUGUUUGCAUACAUAGCCUCAGGGGCACACGCCAUCGCAUCGGGUCCAUUAAGUAGGGAUGGGAACUUCCCCAAGUCCCUCGCACUUUGACCCAUUCAAGGGGGGUGGAAGAGGGCGUUGUCCGCCCUUCUCCUUCACCCAGUGCGUCUUCUGCGGCCAGGGAAGGGAGUCGAAAUCACCCUCUCCCGUUCCGCAGAUUCCUUCUGCGACAUCACUUCCACGCAAAACUACCUAACCUAACUUCCUUUUGUACUUCCUUAUAUACUUUCUUGACUGCCUCGUUGGUCUAGUGGUCUAGUGGUGGCGGUAAGGAAGUAUAUGAGGAAGUAUAUAAGGAAGCACACAAUAGGAGUACAUAAGGAAGUUCAAAGGGGAGUACAUUAGGAAGUAUAUAAUAAUGACGUCCACGGCCGAUUUCGGCCACGGCGGCUAUUCAUUUAAGGAGAUCAGUCAGCUGCGCAGGACAUAUUGAAAUGCACGAGCAUUGGCGCAGACCGAUGCGCAGACCGGAUGGGACAGCAAUCCGACACGACCGGAAAGAGAUCAGGCGCAGGGCCGACAUUUACGUGCUUUCCGAUGCACGGCUGAAUCAAUCACCAAUGUCCAGACUACAGGCUGCUUUGUAAAAGUUUAAGAAAACCCACAAAGCGAUAACGGCCCGUCCCGGGAAUCGAACCCGAGACCUCAAACACAGCAGCCGCGCUUGCGACCACGAACCACCAUACAACGAGGCAGGCAGCAGUUAGAGCGGCCGCCGCCAUGAACCGGUACGUGGUGCUGCAGCAGCUCGGUGACGGCACGUACGGCUCCGUGGUGCUGGCGCAGCGCCGCGACUCCGGCGAGAAGGUAGCCAUCAAGCGCAUGAAGCGCAAGUACUACUCGUGGGACGAAGCCAUGAGCCUGCGCGAGGUCAAGUCGCUCAAGAAGCUGAACCACGCGAACAUUGUCAAGUUACGCGAAGUCAUUCGGGAAAACGACACACUGUACUUCGUAUUCGAGUACAUGCGAGGGAACCUGUAUCAGCUGAUACGCGACGCAGAGCGCGCCUUCCCCGAGCCAGUGUUGAGGAACAUCGUGUACCAGGUACUGCAGGGGCUGGCACACAUGCACAGGCACGGCUUCUUCCAUCGAGAUCUAAAACCAGAAAACUUGCUGUGUGCCGGGCCGGAACUCGUCAAGAUUGCCGACCUGGGGCUGGCGCGGGAGGUGCGCUCGCGGCCGCCGUACACGGACUACGUGUCGACGCGCUGGUACCGCGCGCCCGAAGUGCUCCUGCACGACACGCGCUACGGCGCGCCCAUCGACCUGUGGGCGCUGGGCUGCAUCAUGGCAGAGCUGUACACGUGCCGGCCGCUGUUCCCCGGCAACUCGGAGAUCGACCAGCUGCACAAGAUCUGCGCCGUGCUGGGCACGCCGGAGCGGGACGACUGGCCGGAGGGCUACGCGCUGGCCGAGGCGCUGCGCUUCCGCUUCCCGGCGAGCGCGGGCGUGCCGCUGGCGCGCGUGGUGCCGGCCGCGUCGCCGCCCGCGCUGGCGCUGCUGGCUGCGCUCAUGCGCUACCCGCCGCGGGACCGCCCCACCGCCCCUCAAGCGCUACGGUUUCCGUACUUUGCUGUAGGUGCUGCGCUAGUGUUGCCGCCGCCUGCUUCACGGGCAAGGAGAAGCGCAGCUCGCGUCGAUACGGAGGUGUCGGAGCACCCGCGGUCGCCGGCGGCGGCAGUGCCAUCUCAUGCAGUCCAGCCAGCGCCUCUGCGCGACCGUUUUGCUGAUAUCCUCGGCGGCGAGGUGGUCCACGAGGCGCCGCUGCGGCGCGUGGCGGGCGGGCGCAGCGUGGCGGCGGGCGGGCCGGCCCGCUGCCCGCGCCGCCCGCGCUGGCCCGCGCGCGCCGGCGCCGCCGCCGCCGCCUACCUGAGCGCGGCGCGCUACGUCACCGGUUCACGAAUAGACACCUCGCUGUUUCGGCCGCUACCUCUACGAACUCAUAGAGAGACGACCGCCGUAGGCAGCGGCGCUACGCGUGUCGACUGGGCAGCUAAGUAUUUACGAUGAGCUUAGCUCGGCCUGUAACCUUAGCGACGACUCAGGUCCGGGUGCCUACCUCGCCAUAGGUGCGUAGAUGUGCCUCCCCGCCUACUUGAGGAAAAGCAAGGACUUGUACAUGUUGUGUCCA
Helicoverpa armigera (cotton bollworm) is the source of this 2225-nucleotide messenger RNA. RefSeq lists its product as uncharacterized. The record is from RefSeq and is a predicted model, not a curated record. Gene Ontology annotation, molecular function: ATP binding; protein serine/threonine kinase activity. Gene Ontology annotation, cellular component: nucleus; cytoplasm; cilium. Gene Ontology annotation, biological process: protein phosphorylation; intraciliary transport; intracellular signal transduction. Lineage: Eukaryota; Metazoa; Arthropoda; Insecta; Lepidoptera; Noctuidae.